Molecule: messenger RNA, 2469 nt
Organism: Physcomitrium patens
Lineage: Eukaryota; Viridiplantae; Streptophyta; Bryopsida; Funariales; Funariaceae
Product: RNA pseudouridine synthase 7
Biological process (GO): enzyme-directed rRNA pseudouridine synthesis
Molecular function (GO): pseudouridine synthase activity; RNA binding
Source: RefSeq, a predicted model, not a curated record
UGAUCCAAUGAGCCGUUUGGUAGUUGUUCAGUUUUGCAACGAGUGAUUGUUUGGCUCCAUAGUUUUGUGAAGCCUCCUUUGUUUCUUUGGCUCAGCGGAGCUUAUUCAGCUACCUAAUUCAGUGUAAUUGAAUGGAAUUGCGGGGGUUUGAGAAACUCUUGAUUAAUUUGGAGUGUUUACGUUCAUGUCUGUGAUUUUCGACAGCUGCAUUUUUUCUAGUUUCGAAUUGGAAGCAGAAAAUGGACGCUUUUCAUCAGUUGUAAAAGCAGUUUGUUUUUCGAGGACUCGCUAUUGAUCCAAGUAGCGAUUUUCCUUUGAAAGAAACUGUUAUAUAUAGGAUGCGGAGGAAUGCGACAGGGUUUAGGGUGGAUCUCAGAGUGCGGCGUGAAAUUAUCGCAUUGAUUCUCGAAGAGCAAGUUGAUCAAUCUGGAUAAAUUUACAUUACAUUGUAGAUAAAACGAUGGUCUUUCUGCAUACUGCUGUUGCCCAAUAUCAAUUUGAACCAAUCCAUGUAGCAGCCUCCCGCAUUGUUGACACAAACACCACUCACGGUUUCAGUGCUGUUACACUGUGUCGGGGCCGUUUUAUCAUGGCAGCCACUGGUAAGUUAGCUAUUAGUCAUGGAGGAGUUGAGGCCGAGGUGGAGGCCCAGAUAGCUGCAGACCUGAAUAUUACUUGGGAGACUCCUUCGACUACCCCGUGUCCAGACGACUAUAUCAUCAUGAAUGGAACUCGGAUGGUGCGCCCCUACUUCUUUGAAUUCCUUGCUCACGUCAAGAAGCGAUGGGAGGGAAAAACUGUAGUGGAUCUAUUUGCACAAGAGUUCCGUCAGCGUCCCCGUGAAUACUAUGAGGAAGCAGUCAAACGAGGCCGCAUUCGAGUGGAAGGAAAGGUGGUGGCUCCUUCGUAUGUGGUUCGUGAUUCGCAAACAAUGAGCCACUUUGUCCACAGGCAUGAACCACCUGUAUUAGCCGGACGCGUAAUUGUGCUUGAAGAAGGACCAGACAUCAUUGUUGUCUCCAAACCGGCUACAGUUCCUGUGCAUCCUUGUGGUCAGUAUCGCAAGAAUUCGGUGAUCAGCAUUUUGGAGGCUGAACAUAAGACCGGUCCCCUCUUUCCUGUGCACCGCUUGGAUCGGUUAGUUUCAGGACUUCUCAUCUUAGCACGGAAUUCUCGUACAGCAGAUUUUUUUCGGCAAGAGAUUGAAGCUGGAGUUGUUCAGAAGCAAUAUGUGGCUAAGGUGAAGGGCGUUUUCCCAGCAGAGGAGGUGGAGCUGAAUGCUGCAGUGAUCUAUGAUCCUCGUGAAGGCAGAAGUUCUGUGGAGGUUCGAGCCCGUCCUGCAAAAGAGAUCGCAGUUGAGAUUGAAUCAACUCUUAAAGGAGCUUCAAAAAGGACCCCAGAAAGUGAUGCUAAAAGCAAGGAAUCAUGUACAAAAUUUCGGAGGUUGAGUACCGAUGGUGUUGACAGUAUCGUACAGUGCAUGCCCUUAACAGGUCGCACACACCAGAUUAGGGUACACUUACAAUAUUUGGGCUUUCCAAUAGCAAAUGAUGAUCUCUACCUGCACUCCAACGUCACCAAGCGUUCCAAGGCAAAUACGACAGCAGACAGAGCUGCUAAAAUUCCGGAGGUUCCAGAAACCAUAUCAGAAGUUAAAGACAGCUCCAUUGCUGUUCUUUCUACUGUUUCUGUAGACGUGAAUUACAGCGAUGAGAGAUUAGAUUCAAGCAAUGUGACUGCUCCGAGUGUUGCUGUCACAAACACCAAACAGGGUGAUAAUACUCGUGAGGCAGAACGAGAGAAACUUCAGGAGCAUAGCAAGAAUGCUGAAAUUAUCGACCGUCGAUCAAGCGAGGAUGCGGAAAACGCGUGCUCCAAUGGUGGUGAUCUAUUAGAGCCAGGUGUAUCACUGUCAAUAGAAGCUAAUGAAGUUCCUGAACUGCAAAAGGAGCGUUCCCAAUUUGUUUCUAAGAGUAUAAAUCCAAACUUCAUGGUCGAUCCUCUGUGUACCCACUGCCCCAACAUGGCACCUACAGGGUAUACUGGUGACGACGAAGGACUGUGGUUGCACUGCAUCCGCUACUCAGGCAGCAAUUGGACCUAUGAAUGUCCUCUACCCGAAUGGGCUCUGUGAUAAGGGCUCAGUUUUCUAUUAUAGGAAGCGCCAAGAAUAUUCACUCUUAGAUAUUAUGAAAUUUGUUCCAUGGUGGGAGCAGGACUCUCAACUAGAAGAAUUUUGUAGAUAAAACCCUUCCAUCCAGAAUCUGAUUAACCUCUUUCAUCAAGGUUAUAACUGUCCCAUUCUAGUUUUUAUUUGCUUAAUGUGUAAAGUAUUCUGCAUUUAAUUAGUUACAUUCCAAUUCUAAACUCUGCCGUCUCUUAAUAUAAAUCCAGAUGUGCAGUUCAACCUUGAUUAGGUGAAAUAAAUCUGAAGCAAACAGGGAAUUCAAACUAUGAGGUUUAAAUGGC